This is a messenger RNA of Prorocentrum cordatum, 1901 nucleotides long. The record is from the annotation of a GenBank genome assembly. Lineage: Eukaryota; Dinophyceae; Prorocentrales; Prorocentraceae.
GCUUCUACGCCGAGCAGCUGAGCACCUCCACGCCCCCCCUGUUGGCGUCCAUGAUCGGCACCUCCAAGGACACCUGCGACGAGUUCGUCUUGCGCCGCAACCAGGCCGUGGCUGUCUUCAUCGACGAGCACGGCACUCGCGGCGUGCGCGUCGCGUGGCAGGAGGUGGACGAGACCGUCAGCAGCUACAAGAAGAGGGAGGUGCAGGUCGAAGGAGCGCCAACGCGGCUCCAGUUAUUGGCUGAUUACGUGGAGGAGCACGGUGAUCCCAAAACAAAUGGGAAAGGCCAUCAGAUCGUCAUGCACGAGGGCUUCGAAUGCGUGGCUAUCCCAGGCAAGCGGGAGUGGCUCGUGAAGAACGUGACGACGCAGGGCGUGGCGAAGCUCAGGAAGCACCAGACCAGCGCUGGCGCGCUGUUCGACGGUCAGCUGGAUCGCGCCUAUGCAGGGCUCUCGGCCAGCCUUGGGCAGGCCUUUGCGCGGCCGAGUGGCGAGGAGGCUCCGAGUAUCUUCGCCAAGGCGCCAGGGCCAGCUCCACCUACGAUGGGACCGUCGACGGCGCCACCAUCGAUGCCUUCAUCGUCGACGCAGGCGCCUCCGAAUAUUUUUGGAGGGUUCCAGGCGGCCUUCAUCCCAGUGAUGGUUCCGCAGCCCACAGGCUCCGAGGCCGCCCCAGCGGGCCAGGCCGGGGGCGCGCCCACCAAGGGCGCGGGCGCUCGCAAGCCGAGCAGCCGUCGCAUGCGCGGCACCAGCAGCGCUGCCAGCGGCAGCAGCACCGGCGGCGCCGGCAGUGACGCUGGCGGCAGUGAGCCCGAGAAGAGGCGCCCAGGCCGGCCCCGCGGCAACCGUCGCGCGGCUCUCCUUGCCCACUUGACGGCGUACCGCACGUGCACCCAGGACGAGAAGUAUUUCACGGUGCAGAACUUCCAGCGGCAGUUCGCGAAGGCUCUCACUGACUUCGCGGACACGAUCGUGCCAGCAGAUAAUGUUCAGGAGGAGCUGGAUGCCGCGAAGGCGAAAGGUCAGGACGAACCAGAGGUCUACCCCGACGGUGACGAGGUCCAGGUCUUGCGCAAACAGGCGCAAGAGGCGAUUAACCUGGCCAAGGCGUGGACGCGGUCAGGGAGCUUCGACAAGGCCUUCGCGUCUGCCUACAAGAUGUCCUUGACCUUCUUGGCCACGCCUCCUGUGGCGGACGCCCCCUUCCCGCACUGGAUGCUGCAGGAGUACAUCGCGCAGCAGGCAUCCCCUCCCGACGACGCUAUGUGGUCGAUGCUGGACCCGUCGAAGCUGAAGGAGGCUGGAUUUCCAACGAAGGCUGGUCAGGCAGCUAUGUGCGUGGACAUGUUGAAGAUGAAGAUCAGCAUGCUGGCGCAGGCGGGCCCCAAGCAUCUUUACCGCGACCUCCUUCGCCUGUCGAGCGCGACGCCGGUGUGGGCGUCGUCCGAGAUAAAGGCAGACAUGGGCGCUCUGCGGUCUGCCAUGCAACUGCUAGGCGACGAGGUCAUGCCGGGGGCCGUGGAGCUGGAAGAGGCGGCGGACUGCGUGACGGGCAUCUUGUCCAACCGCUGGCCGAUGGCUGGAUCAGCUGCACAGUGGCCCAACGCGAAGCGGCUUCUCCGCGACUCGCAGACGGCCAUUGAGGGCUUCACCUUCGGGAUCCAGCUCCAGAAGCGCACGGUGGCCGCCGUGGAGCUGGCCCACAAGUGCGCCGUGCAGGAUGCCCCCGCGCUGGACUUGGCGUCCCGCGUCACCAGCACCACUGGCCACCUGGUUGGCAUAUCGAAGCUCCUGAGCGAGGCGACGCCUUUGUCAGCGAGGUACCUCAGCGUGUCCGAGGUGGACGGGCCGCUCUUCAACUACUGCGCCGCCGCCGCGGAUCUGAUCCUGGACCUGAGUCAG